Molecule: messenger RNA, 1263 nt
Organism: Benincasa hispida (wax gourd)
Lineage: Eukaryota; Viridiplantae; Streptophyta; Magnoliopsida; Cucurbitales; Cucurbitaceae
Product: ornithine decarboxylase-like
Cellular component (GO): cytoplasm
Molecular function (GO): ornithine decarboxylase activity
Source: RefSeq, a predicted model, not a curated record
AUGAAUGCGGCUGAGAAUGGUGGUUACAUACAGAGCUUGCAAAUGGCUCCGGGGAUCAAAGGGAAGAAAAUCACUUGGAUAAAUAAAAAUGGAAUAUUGGGUUUUGUUGAAUCCAUUAUUUUGAGCCAAAAAGAAGCCAGUGAACCCUUUUACAUCCUUGACCUAGGACUCCUCAUCAAUCUUGUUCACAAAUGGGCUCAUGAUCUUCCAAUGAUUCAGCCAUAUUAUGCUGUCAAGUGCAACCCUAACAUUGAAUUUCUUGGUGCCAUGGCUGCCCUCGGCUUUAGCUUCGACUGCGCCAGCCGAGCCGAGAUUGAAACCGUUAUGGCUCUUGGUGUGUCAUCCGAUCGAAUCAUCUUUGCCAACCCAUGCAAGGCGGAGUCCCACAUCAAGUAUGCCGCUAGCGUUGGCGUUAAUUUGACGACCUUCGACUCUAUAAAUGAAGUAAGAAAGAUCAAAAGAAGUCAUCCAGAAUGUGCAUUGUUGAUCCGAAUCAAAGUCAUGGACGAUAGUACAUUUCGGAGUCCAUUGAGCUCUAAGUAUGGUGCACUCCCGAAUGAGAUAGAGUCGCUCCUACAAGCUGCUCAAGCUGCGCAACUCGACGUUAUUGGUGUUUCGUUCCAUAUUGGAAGUGGAGGUAACGAUGUUUAUGCUUAUCGCUAUGCCAUAGCUGCCGCCAAAGAAGUGUUUGACACAACAGUUCAAUUAGGGAUGCCAAAAAUGAAGGUGCUCAAUAUCGGAGGUGGGUUCACGGCCGACACACAUUUCAAUGUGGCCGUCAUGGCGAUUAAAGAAGGAAUCUCGAAGCACUUCUCGGAGGAAGAAGGGUUGAUUUUCAUGGCGGAGCCGGGGAGAUAUUUUGCCGAAAAAUGCUUUACAUUGGCGACGAACAUAAUCGGAAAGCGAGUGAGGGGAGAUUUGAGAGAGUAUUGGAUAACUGAUGGUAUUUAUGGGUCAAUGAAUUGCAUUGUCAACGAUCAUGCGGUUGUCACUUGCUCCCCAUUAGGCACCACGUCAAACCCUAUAAAUCCGACGUGUACAAAUGCUGAGCUGUACAAAUCGACUGUGUUUGGCCCCACAUGCGAUGCUUAUGAUACAAUUUCCACUAGUUACUGGCUACCGGAUUUGGAGGUGGAUGAUUGGUUGUUGUUUCCUAACAUGGGUGCCUACACGUCAGCAACUGGAUCCAACUUCAAUGGGUUUACCACCUCCUCCAUACCGACCAUUCUUUAUUACUCCAAUAUUUCUUGCGUAAAUUUCUAG